Fusarium proliferatum ET1 is the source of this 2133-nucleotide messenger RNA. RefSeq lists its product as uncharacterized. The transcript is spliced from 3 exons. Bases 1 to 2133 code for a protein of 710 amino acids. NCBI's taxonomy places the organism in Eukaryota, Fungi, Ascomycota, Sordariomycetes, Hypocreales, Nectriaceae. The record is from RefSeq and is a predicted model, not a curated record.
AUGUCUUCAUUACCGCAGCAAUGCGGGAGCGCCGAGCUUGGUGAGGCAAGCUACGGUAUAGAUAAUCUAUGUGCGACAUGUUCAUCAGCAUUUGCCAAUGCUUUGGAUUCUUACGAUACGUGGAGGAAAAUGCUCCGCGAAUGCGAUGAGUCCUAUGUUCUUGUUUGCGACCAUCUGGCAGAGGGUUCAGUCAGGCACCAUGAGUCCUUCCAUCUUUUAAGCCAGGCUGCAAAAGCCGGUUGUCACCUUUGCAAUCUCAUAGAACUAUAUUGUGCUGCAUCCCCUAUCGAUCCAGACCUGCCUGUCAUGCUCAAGUUUGACAUCAGAGACACGACCGAUCGGAGAUGUGUCUUUGAUGUUACCGCCAACAAGGAAUACACUGAAAUUCGGCUAGGUUUAAAAGAUGACAAGGAUGCACUAGCACAGCCUGCUGGGACAUAUUGCCAUCUCGCCGGCGGGAUCCCCGACGCGAUAUUCGACAUGCUUGGGAACUGGCUGCGGCAAUGCCAGGCUGACCAUCGAGAAUGCCGUCAUGAUUCCACAACACAUAUACCUACCAGGCUAGUCGACGUAGGUACGCUUGAAUCAAGUACAGUUCGUCUCAUAGAGACCAAACAUGGAUUUCAGGCACCGUACCUCACACUAAGUCACUGUUGGGGCCGGAAUGUCAACAUAUUCCGUAGGACUACUGGAGGAAAUCUGGAGAUCCUCUCCAAGAACUUGCCACGUACGUUCAGAGAUGCUAUUACGGUCACUAGGAAACUGGGCUUUACUUACCUCUGGAUUGACUCGCUCUGCAUUAUCCAGGGCGAUAAAGUUGACUGGGAACGUGAAAGCUCCAACAUGGCAAGCAUCUAUUCAAAAGGCAUCUUGAAUCUUGCAGCGAGCUACUCCCCAGACAGCCAUGGAGGGAAGAUCAUCUGGGAAUGCCGCGAACUAUCGGCUACAGAAUCAAUCUACUGUCGUCCACCCGAGCAAUCUCAACAGUUUAGGGGGGAAGUUGCCUCGUCGCCUGAGACAGUUCCAGUAACGCGAAACGGCCCUAAGAACUUUUUAAGAGCUGAGCGAGACAAGUCAGGCGACCAGGAAACGACUUCAGAGAUAGCGAGUGGUUCAAAGUCCAACCAAAAGCCUCAAAAACAACUGUAUAGCCAAUGGUACGACAUGGUCACACAGUAUAGCCAAAAACACUUAACCAGACCGGAGGAUCGGCUGCCGGCUAUUUGGGCGCUGGCGCAGAAGUUUAAAGACAUAACAGGUGACGAAUACUUUUCCGGACUCUGGAAAGACGAUAUCCUCACUGGCCUCCUUUUCAAGAGAUUCCAGCCGCUACCUGAAUGUCGCACCAAACAAAGCCGCCUUGGCCCAUCGUGGUCUUGGGCGACCACAGAAUGCCAAGUCGAGUUUCAACGUGCUAAUUCACCCCUGUCAAGCUCUUUGGAGGAUAUGGACCGGCUUCCAGAUGCAUCCUUACAAAGUUUUGUCAUUAAUCCAAGUGAGCCUGCGGCUCUAUCCAUGGGCCGCACGUGUCGAGCGGAGCUGGAAAUCCAGACCCUGGCAAGAAAGGUGGUAGGUACGCGCUACAAUUGGAAUCCAUCACCCGGAGAAAGAGUUGCUGAGGUGAUGGGGAUCAACACUCUUUGGAGUGGUCACCGCCUUCCUUCAAAUAUAUGGAGGAGAUACGAAGAGCUAAGUAAGGAGUAUGACGUCUUUGAUUUCAAGAUACCCCGCCCCUUGAGAUUUAAGGAAGCAUGGAUCAGAGAGGCAGUAUCCCAUGACGGCAGCUACCUCGGGCCCUCAUUUUCAUUUACGCAAACUAAUUGUUACUUUGGGUGGGCCGGAGCGCAGUUCAUCGAAGAGAAACGCUGGGAGAAGAGAAACAAAUCCGGUCGAAGCCGUGGAUACGAUAAAAUUCUCCUUUGUGGCUAUUUCCACCUCGACUUUGAUACUAAAGAGUUGGCAGACACUUAUCAGGGAAAGCCUGUACUUUGCUUGCACAUCAAGAGAACGUAUGGGCUAUUAGUAGAGCUUGAUGGUAGCUCACAGAUGUACCGUAGGGUGGGUAUUUAUGAACAAGCGGAAUGGGACUAUGAAACAGAUGCCUGGGAAGCCAUGAUAGUCACUCUCGUAUAG